AGAAGCACAAGCCACAGGUAAAAAUCAUUUUGAGCCGAAUUUUUCUCCGACAAUAGUUGAUCAAAUCCAGUCCGAUAAAAAAUGAGAAUUUUUCUAGUCGUCACGCUUCUCGCUCUGGUCGUGGCUUUCAUCGAUGCCAAUCCCAACCGAGUGAUGAGGCGAAACCGCGUUGCCGAGAAAGCGAGAAGGGACCACAUGGCACGGCGAGGAGUGGGACCUUCGCCCGGAUCUGGAAUGGUCGUCGACCAAGUGGGAGAUGUGAAGGACGUGGUGGAAGAGACAGUUCCAGAGCAGGAAGUGAUGAAGAAACCGAAGAAAGACGACGAGGUCUGUCUGAAGAAGAAGGAGCUGGGUCCCAUUGUCGAGUUGGUCGAGCUCUUCUACCUGGUCCAAGAUUUCUACGCCUUCCGAGAAGCUUGUGGCGAAUUCGACUACGAUGAAGAGUACUACUUCUCUGGUGCGAUCGACAAACGAGGAGACGACUACGACGAAGAGGAAGAUGAUGAGUUGAUGCUGGAAGAGACUGACAUCUGGGAGAUCGAAUGGAAGGUGUUCGGAGAUUUCAUCGAUGCCGCAUUUAGAUGCGACUGGCAGAAGUUUUGCGACCGAGUCCCGUUGUCGCCCGAGGAUGAGGCAGCCCUUUGCCCCUACGGCCCAUUUUUCUGGAAGAAAUAAGCCGAACAAAUUGCGAACGGAAUCGAGCCCGAUGGUUCAAAUUGUGAAAAAAAAUGGACUCUGAUUUUAACAUUUUUAUGAGUUUUAUCAGUGAUAUGUAGUUUAUAGUGUCUGUUUGGCAGUCCAAAGAUGAGUGUUGUUGUCUGUGCCAGUUUUCAAUUUGUACAAAAAAAUUGUUUUAAGAAUA
This is a messenger RNA of Symsagittifera roscoffensis, 862 nucleotides long. RefSeq lists its product as uncharacterized. Lineage: Eukaryota; Metazoa; Xenacoelomorpha; Acoela; Convolutidae. The record is from RefSeq and is a predicted model, not a curated record. The transcript is spliced from 3 exons. The coding region runs from base 82 to 675 and encodes 197 amino acids.